AUGAAGACCGUCAUUGCUUCUAUUGCGCUGCCUCUCUUGGCUGCUGCGGCGCCAGCUCCCGCUGCUACUCCCAGCGCAGCCAACCUCCCAGCCUUCGGCGUCAUGUCCGUCCGCUCUGCCUCGCCAAUUCACUACAUGCAGAUGAACGCUGCAGGCCAGAAGUUCUACCUCGGUGGAACCACUGCCUCCUACUGCCCGAGCAUUGAUGGCAUCGUUUGCCCCCCUGGUAAUCAGACCGUUUUCGCUCCAGGUGGUAACGCCAUGGAUGUUGAGGUUCCUGGUGGUCAACAGGUCUAUGUUGAUCCCACUGGUGCUCUGAGCUUUACCCAGGCCCACUCUGCUUCUAUUCCCGCUGGUUCUGCGGUCGGUGGUUUGGUGUAUGAGACUGGUCAGCCUUGGUCUCACUACAGCUUCAACGGCUGGGAUGCUCAGGGUCUCAUGGCUUGCCCGACUACCGAUAACCGUUGGCAGGUAUUCGCUGCCAUGCAGAACGCUACUGUGCCCUCCGGUGAUGUGGCUGACUGUCUUGGCUUCUCUGCUAUCGCCUUGACCUAUAGUGGUGAUAUUCCUGCCUGGCAGUACAUUUAA
Penicillium pulvis is the source of this 588-nucleotide messenger RNA. Its product is annotated as putative IgE binding protein. Bases 1 to 588 code for a protein of 195 amino acids. The record is from RefSeq and is a predicted model, not a curated record. The transcript is spliced from 2 exons. Lineage: Eukaryota; Fungi; Ascomycota; Eurotiomycetes; Eurotiales; Aspergillaceae.